Gaeumannomyces tritici R3-111a-1 is the source of this 1230-nucleotide messenger RNA. RefSeq lists its product as hypothetical. The record is from RefSeq and is a predicted model, not a curated record. The coding region runs from base 1 to 1230 and encodes 409 amino acids. Lineage: Eukaryota; Fungi; Ascomycota; Sordariomycetes; Magnaporthales; Magnaporthaceae. The transcript has 2 exons.
AUGGAAAUUUGCAAAAUCAUCGGCGGCGGCACGGUUAUUGGCUACGCAGCCAAUGGCGACCCCUGCCCGCCUGCACGCCGGCGGGUUCUCGCCAUGACCAAGGAAGCGGAGGGUGGGCAGGCGGCCAGCCUUUGUGGCCGGCUCGCACCUCCAGACAGCAGGUACCCACGGCAGGUGCCUACAGUAGGUACCUGCCGGCUCCCCCAAGAGACGCCGGCCGGCACAAGUACCGCCCCAUGCAGACGCCAGCACGCCAGGUAUCGCCCAUCAGCCUGUUUUCUAAUAGCGGACCAAGCCAUGCCGCCGGCGCACCCACCAUUCUGCCGACCUGGACCACGCUUGCCCCUUUCGAGCGCGCCGCAAAUUACCCCUGCACCCUCACCCAGUUACGAGGCCUUUGAAAGAAGGGGGGUGGCAGGAAGGGUGGACGGUCAGCCAGGGUGGGCCCGCCUGGCUGCGUGCGUGUGCGUGUGUGCGAUGUGUGUGUGCGCGCGCGCGUGUCCGGCUGCUGGUGACCUGUCGGUCCAACCGCUUCUGCCCCUGCCCCUGGUGGAUCGACUGGCUUGCUUGCUGCCCGCUGGCUCUGUUUCUCCGAAGAACGGUGCGCAAGCAAGCCGCCAGGAACACCCAUUCUUUGGCGAGAGUGACGGUCCAAGGAUGGCCCUAGCUCGCGCCGUUCCUGGACACAGACAUGCCGGCCGACUGUUCACCCCCCCUCCCCACCCCGCCCCUGUGCACUGCGUCCCGUUUGCCCAGCACACACGAGAUUACGGCAGCGCGGCACUAACACGGCUCGCCCGGGCGCUGCAUGGCGGUCAGAUAGCGCAGGCCCCCUGCCACCACCUGGCCUGGUGUUCAUCCCUGCCCUCCCCAGGCCUCUUUGUCUUUUCUCCCGCCUGCCGCCGCCUCUCCUUUCCUCUGGCCUUCCGCUCCCCUUCUCCGCCAUCCGCCAUCCUCAACGCCGACGCCUUGCCCGCGACAACCGUCUUUCGGCGACGACGAUCCUCCCGUGUCACGCCCUUCGAGCUCGAGUCUGAGAGAUUUCAGAAUCUCUCGACACGAGCCUGGAAGGUCCUCCGGAGGUCUCGCAACCCACCGGAAAGCCCCCAUGCCAAGCCGACACCAUAUGAGGCCGCUGACGCGAACACGGACGAGCCCAGUCACCUCCUGAAGGACACCCUUCCUGGAAGCCUGCCAUUUCGACGAUUUCUCGUCGAGUCACUCUUUUGA